Molecule: messenger RNA, 8813 nt
Organism: Gorilla gorilla gorilla (western lowland gorilla)
Lineage: Eukaryota; Metazoa; Chordata; Mammalia; Primates; Hominidae
Gene: SNX29
Product: sorting nexin 29
Exons: 23
Coding region: 412-3405 (997 amino acids)
Molecular function (GO): phosphatidylinositol binding
Source: RefSeq, a predicted model, not a curated record
GAUUGGGUCUUACUACGUUGCCCAGGUUUAUCUGGUACUCCUGGCCUUAAGCCAUCCUGUCUCAACCUUCCAAAGUGCUGAGAUUAUAGUCGUGAGCCACUGUGCCCAGCUGCUUUUUGUUAGUUUUCUGGAAUGUUGAAGGUCACAGUUUUCUCCUCGGCACUGACUGGGCCCUCUCCGACAGUAGCUUGUACUUAGAAUAAAGAAUCAGCUGAAAUGAAUGAAUGAAUGAAAAAAGAAUAUUUGUGGUUUUCAUUCAAAGUAGAAAAGUGAUGCUAUCAACAUUUUUUCCCCCUUGUGAAGGCACUGGAUUGAUCUAUGAUGGUGGAAUGCAAGAAGUACAUGUUCUACCAUCAGCAAACAGUUGACCCCCACCUCUGCUAGCAACUGGCGAUGGACUAGGUCCUACUGAUGUUGGCUAUCUUGCCUCCUGGUUGCUUGACUCCAGGAUCACAGAACAAUGACAAAAGACAAUUUCUGCUGGAGCGACUGCUGGAUGCAGUGAAACAGUGCCAGAUCCGCUUUGGAGGGAGAAAGGAGAUUGCCUCGGAUUCCGACAGCAGAUGGAGUUUCGCUCUUGUUGCCCAGGCUGGACUGCAAUGGCGCGAUCUUGGCUCACCGCAACCUCCGACUCCUGGGUUCAAGCGAUUCUCUUGCCUCGGCCUUCCAGGUAGCUGGGAUUACAGGGUCACCUGUCUGUGUGCCCAGUUUGAAGCCGUCCUGCAGCAUGGCUUGAAGAGGAGUCGAGGAUUGGCGCUCACAGCGGCAGCGAUCAAGCAGGCAGCGGGCUUUGCCAGCAAAACUGAAACAGAGCCCGUGUUCUGGUACUACGUGAAGGAGGUCCUCAACAAGCACGAGCUGCAGCGCUUCUACUCCCUGCGCCACAUCGCCUCAGACGUGGGCCGGGGCCGUGCCUGGCUGCGCUGUGCCCUCAACGAACACUCCCUGGAGCGCUACCUGCACAUGCUCCUGGCCGACCGCUGCAGGCUGAGCACUUUUUAUGAAGACUGGUCUUUUGUGAUGGAUGAAGAAAGGUCCAGUAUGCUUCCUACCAUGGCAGCAGGUCUGAACUCCAUACUCUUUGCGAUUAACAUUGACAACAAGGAUUUGAAUGGGCAGAGUAAGUUUGCUCCCACCGUUUCAGACCUCUUAAAGGAGUCAACACAGAACGUGACCUCCUUGCUGAAGGAGUCCACGCAAGGAGUGAGCAGCCUUUUCAGGGAAAUCACAGCCUCCUCUGCCGUCUCCAUCCUCAUCAAACCUGAACAGGAGACCGACCCCUUGCCUGUCGUGUCCAGGAAUGUCAGUGCUGAUGCCAAAUGCAAAAAGGAGCGGAAGAAGAAAAAGAAAGUGACCAACAUUAUCUCAUUUGAUGAUGAGGAAGAUGAGCAGAACUCUGGGGACGUGUUUAAAAAGACACCUGGGGCAGGGGAGAGCUCAGAGGACAACUCCGACCGCUCCUCUGUCAAUAUCAUGUCCGCCUUUGAAAGCCCCUUCGGGCCAAACUCCAAUGGAAGUCAGAGCAGCAACUCAUGGAAAAUUGAUUCCCUGUCUUUGAACGGGGAGUUUGGGUACCAGAAGCUUGAUGUGAAAAGCAUCGAUGAUGAAGAUGUGGAUGAAAACGAAGAUGACGUGUAUGGAAACUCAUCAGGAAGGAAGCACAGGGGCCACUUGGAGUCGCCCGAGAAGCCACUGGAAGGGAACACCUGCCUCUCCCAGAUGCACAGCUGGGCUCCGCUGAAGGUGCUGCACAAUGACUCCGACAUCCUCUUCCCUGUCAGUGGCGUGGGCUCCUACAGCCCAGCAGAUGCCCCCCUCGGAAGCCUGGAGAACGGGACAGGACCAGAGGACCAUGUUCUCCCGGAUCCUGGACUUCGGUACAGUGUGGAAGCCAGCUCUCCAGGCCACGGAAGUCCUCUGAGCAGCCUGCUACCUUCUGCCUCAGUGCCAGAGUCCAUGACAAUUAGUGAACUGCGCCAGGCCAUUGUGGCCAUGAUGAACAGGAAGGAUGAGCUGGAGGAGGAGAACAGAUCACUGCGAAACCUGCUCGACGGUGAGAUGGAGCACUCAGCCGCGCUCCGGCAAGAGGUGGACACCUUGAAAAGGAAGGUGGCUGAACAGGAGGAGCGGCAGGGCAUGAAGGUCCAGGCGCUGGCCAGAGAGAACGAGGUGCUCAAAGUCCAGCUGAAGAAAUAUGUAGGAGCUGUCCAGAUGCUGAAAAGAGAAGGUCAAACAGCUGAAGUGCCAAAUCUUUGGAGUGUUGAUGGAGAAGUUACAGUAACUGAACAGAAGCCGGGAGAAAUUGCUGAAGAACUUGCAAGCUCCUACGAAAGAAAGCUCAUCGAGGUGGCGGAGAUGCAUGGCGAGCUGAUUGAGUUCAACGAGCGCCUGCACAGGGCCCUGGUAGCCAAGGAAGCCCUCGUGUCCCAGAUGAGGCAGGAGCUCAUUGAUCUCCGGGGACCGGUGCCUGGAGAUUUGAGUCAAACGUCUGAAGACCAGAGUUUGUCGGAUUUUGAAAUAUCAAACCGGGCGCUGAUCAAUGUCUGGAUCCCCUCAGUGUUUCUCCGGGGCAAAGCAGCAAAUGCAUUCCACGUGUAUCAGGUCUACAUCCGGAUAAAAGACGAUGAAUGGAAUAUUUAUCGCCGGUAUACAGAGUUCAGGAGUUUGCACCACAAGUUACAAAACAAGUACCCUCAAGUGAGGGCCUACAAUUUCCCACCCAAAAAGGCCAUUGGAAACAAGGAUGCCAAGUUUGUGGAGGAACGGAGAAAGCAGCUCCAGAAUUACCUGCGCAACGUCAUGAACAAAGUCAUCCAGAUGGUCCCCGAGUUCGCCGCCAGCCCCAAGAAGGAGACCCUCAUCCAGCUGAUGCCCUUCUUCAUAAAUCUCUCAGGCUCAGCUUUCCAGCUGAGACAGCAGUCUCGCCGCUUUCUAUGGGCAGCACAUGGAGAAAGGACACGAUCACAUGGAGAUUCGUCAGCACGGCGACAUCACCCUGCCCGGAGAGCCUGUGAACAACAGCCGGCCCAAAGCAGCUUCCCGCUUCCCCAAACUGUCCCGGGGUCAGCCCCGGGAGACCCGCAACGUGGAGCCCCAGAGCGGCGACCUCUGACCUCGACAGAACCCCAGCCACAGGCCCUAUGCGCCGCACCAGCUGCCUCCACCCCAGCCACCGCUGCUGGCCCGUCACCUCAGCGUGACAACCACGUCCACCUGGUGACCCUGAGAGCACACGAUUCCCAACAGUUACACAACACCCCGAUUAAACUAGUUAGUCUUCGAGCUGCAUGGUCCCGUGAUCUGAGAGAGCAAGGCAGCACCUCACUGGACAGACUGGGACACACAGUUCUUCUGCUUCUGGGGUCUGCCCUAGGCUGUAAGGGCUGUUCCUCCACCUUCCUGUAGUUCAAGGCUGGCAGGAGGGUGGGCACCAGGUCAGGCUGGGUGCCCCCUGGUUGAGAUGCACAGCUGAGCCCCUAUAUAGGAAGGUUCAUACAGAGCUAGCCUCUCCACUCUUUCCCACAUGGGGACUAGAAUGACUAUUAGCCUCUCCUUUUGCUUUUUAAGGUUAUUGCCUGGCCUAACCUAGGGACGGCUGGCUUUGGGGGGGGGGGGGGGGGGGGCCUGGUUCCUUUCAUUGCAUUUUCCACCAACAGUCAUUAGACAUCUGGCACUGUCACAGCUCACUUUUCCAGAGGGAUAUUCCUGUGGUCUUGGCAAGGAGCCAUUAGUGAUGUGUAACUUGAGUUCAGAGAACUUCCCCUACCUCCCCCAUGGCUGGCUUCAGGAAGGGCCAGUGCCCUCCAUAGCCUGAGGCCACCUAGGCCCUCGCCAGGCUUGGCGUGGGGGGACUCCAACAUCUGGCCCAGCCAUCAGCAGCAACCUAGUAACCCGGCGCCAUCCAGCAUGUCCUAAGUAGCAUUGGCUUUACAGUCAUGAGAGACUUGGGUCAGGGAACCACUACAGAAGGUUCCAUGGUUUUCAAACCAGGCUCCAUGUCUAUGAAGUUGGACCCAGUGUGGACACUGAACAGAUCAUGUCUCUCUCCACUAAAGACAUUUUCCAUCCCGUCUGCCCCCCACAUUGUCCUUGAUAACAGAACUCUGCAUCCCCUAAGACAGAGUCCUCUGUUCCUCCCAUGUCAGGGUGGCUCUCAGAGUACAGAGGCCUUGGCAGGUGGAGAGGAGGAGGGGGACCAGCAGCUGGGCAGCCCCCAGGGCUGCUCCUCCAGUGAGCUGACAUCAGAGCACCUCGCAGGGCAUGAGCCGUCCUCAGAUGCUCAGCAAAGUUGAGGCAGUUUGCAUUUCUAGGGUAAACUAACUAGGAAGGAUGUCGUGAAAUGGACUAUGCAAGAGUAAGUUUGUGUGUUCCGCCUUAAUCUGAGGCAGAGAUGCAGCAGAACCUGAGGACAAAAGCAGGUGGAAGGUGACAGAUGGCAAGCCAUAGGCUUGUCCUGGAAGUGCUUCAACUCAGUGGCUUAAAAUGUGAACUGCCCAGGUGAGCAUGGUCCAUCUCCUAGGCUCGAGGACAUCUCUGGAUAAUCAUCUGGAAGGUUUAUACUGUGCCUUCCCCUCGUAGCAAGAAGGAAGAUUGUUCGUGGCCUUUAAGGAAGGCUGAGCUCACUCACACACAGCGCGCGCCCCCCCCCCCCCCCCCCCCCCCCCCCCCAAAAAAAAACCGAGGCAGCCUACAUGACUUCCAAGGGGACCUGGGGCCAGGUAAGCCCUGCCCCGGUGAGACCAUAUGAGCCGGAGCGUGUAUGAAGGUGCGGACCCUGCAGUCAGUUUGCGAGUGUGGAGGACCCGAGACACCCUGUAAAGGCAACUUGGUCUCCUCCCACUCACCUGCCAACAUUGCUGCAAUACACAUGCUUUAUCUGAAAUUCCAGGGCCAGAGUGCACAUCAGCCUACGUGACUGGUAACUCUAAAUAGAGAGCCCUAAUGGACUGAGGCAGGGAACGUCUAAAAGCUCCAUCUGCUGUAUGUCAUGACCCCUCAGGUUGGGUUUAUGCCACAUAAGUCAUUUUGAAGUAGGUGUUUGAUGCCAGCUCAGACUGUCUCAGGAGUGCCUCCCGGGCCCGGGCACCUGCCUGGAGGUCAAUCUCCCUCUUCUCUGUUGGAUAAAGGAACCUCCCCCAUCUCUGACAUUCCCCUGGGCCCAGGCUUAUGACCUGCACCUUUUCUGACACCUGCCCCCGAAGCACAGGAUGUGAAUUGGGUCUUACUCUCUUCCAGAUACCCCACCAGGAAGCACCUUAGACAUUCUGCACAUGAUAACAAUGCAACAAAGAGUCCCCCAUUGCUGAGAGGUACUAACCCGUGAGAAACAAGUAUGCUCUCAGCUGGUAUUGAACGGGUGGGAGAAACUGCCUCCCACUUUUAUAAUGCUGAAUUAUUCACAAAAAACCUGGUCUGCUCUCCAAAAUGAGGAGAGCAUGUUCCUGGGAGCCACAUGGGGACCAUCGCCAGCUGCCUGCUCCUGGUACCUCUCCCAUGAUCAUGCACAGACCCUAGAGUCAUCUCCCAGAUCCAGACCAUCUCCUCUGAUUCUGAGAAAUGCUGGUGGCCGGCACGUGACAGCAACUCCCCCGAAGCCUUCCCUUUGGAAUCCCAUAGGAUGUCCUGCAAUGAUUGGGUCCAUCUUGCUGCUCAGAAGAACCCCGUCCUGCUCUCUAGUGCAGUGGGAUGAACUUCAGGCAACAGACAACUGGCAGGGUUCCCAGUUCCUGGAGUAAUGGGGCAGAAACACCCAGGCCUAGCAGGAUUGUGGAUGGAACCUGGUGCCCAAAUUCCACACCCUGGAAAUGUGUCAUCUGCCCGUCAGCCUGGAUUCAAUUCUGAGGGCUGGCUAAGCCCACGACCUUAUCCAUGAGUGGCGAAGACACCCCUGAGGAAAGGAUUGCUUGCACCUCACAUCUGUCUUCCAAGAUUCCUCAGAGGUUUUCAAAGUCAACAUCUGAGAACAGAAGCCGCCUCCCCUACUCAGAGAGGAACGAGGGUGGCCCACCUCUCAAGGGCCUUGGAUUUCUGGGACCACCCUCUGCUGGGAGGAAGAAUCCACACCGAAUUCUUCUCUCUUCAUGGCCUGCUGUGCUGAAAGAACACCAGGUUCCAUCUUUCACAUCCUUUUUUCUUCUUUUUCCCCCAGAUGAAGAAGACUCAGGAAGGUAGGGCUGGGCAGAGGCAUCUCUCCUUGAGAGAGAGAGAAAAGCUUCUAAGGGAGAGAGUUUAAAGGCUGCUAGAAACCUAGCCCAGCCAUCCACUCCUGAUCUGAGACAGAACCUUCUCCCCCACUCUUCCUGCAAUCAGUGUGAAAUUCCAGCUUGAUUCCCACUUAGCAGUAUGCUCCAAUCACGUUGCUGGCAAGGCAUUUUAGAGUAUGGAGCUGGGGUUCAAAGCCCCCUGCAUUUCUCUGCUGGCAAGCCUUGGUGGAGGAAGACACUUUCAGGGAAGAGGCUCUUACAGUCUAUGGUGGUAGCCAUCUUCACAUCGAGUCACCAGUUGCAUCUAGGGAGCUGCUGGCUAUAAAAAGGAUCAUCCAGUGGAGUUGUUAUAAAAGGGAUCAUCCAGUGGAGUUGUAAACGAGAGUACCGUCUUGCAAGAUCUAGGAAGAGAAAGGGGAGGGAUGUGGACUGGGUCUGAUCACAGCCCUUGGCCCUGCUUCAUACUUUGGAGAUUAAGAUCAAUUUUGAUAACCAUGUAAUUUAUUAGAACCAUGGCAGGUAGUACUGUGCUUUAAAAACCAGAGGCUCCUGAAAGUCGUUUACACCAGGUGGAUUGAUACCAUGGCUGUAGCUGAUGCAACUAACAAGCACUGGGGCCAGUGAUCACAAUCCGGGGUUGGAAACAGGAGCGAAGCCCACCAGCCUGCCUGGUUGAUGGACAGCAGGCUCUGCUUUCUGGAGGCAGCUUAUAUUCCUAACACCCUGAGCCAGGGCUCUGUGGCCCAGGCCAGCAGUGGCUGCCUCCCUUGGUUCUGCAUGGGACAUUUUGCCAACCCUGAGGACCAGUUCUUGGGGUUCCAGGCCUCGGCCUUCCUGCUCCACCUGCUCAAGCCCCCAUGGGGCUGCGACACCAUCUAGCUCCUCACAGGGAGGCCCAGCCAUGUUCUCUGGGCUCCCAGUGAGCCCCCUCCCCUCCGGCUACCCCCAGAAUCCAUCCUUCAUUCCUCCACCAAGCUCCUGUGUGAGCUGUAGCACCCACACGGGGGAAGCCCUGCACUCCAGCAGUAUCUUCCAGCCUUGGCACAGAACUGAUGGCAAAGGAAGGGCUGGGUUUUCAGCUCCUGGGACCUGAGGAAGACCCCAUCCUCACUCCUCCUUCCCCGGUACAUCAGACUGGCUAGGAGGCAUCCCGGAAGGGGCAGCCUCAUGCCCAGGUUUCAGCCCUAAAGGUAAUGAUUGUCUUGACUCUGCCUUGGCAUUUCGCUCGGAAUCACGGCAGACUUGGGGUGUUUCUUGAAGGCAGGCAUCUGCUUAUGAGCAAGGUCAGUCAUAACAAACAUUUUUCAAAAUAUUGUGCAUUAAUUCAUUAAAGCUACUGUUAAAUAUUUGCUGUUUUUAGAUUGGCUUCCGUGCUAAUUGUGCAGUUGUAGCACUGUAUAUUUUCUCAUUUCUGUGCCAAAAAAGUUCAUCUUCAUGUUUUUCUAAUACACAAUCUUGAUUAUGUUUCCAAAAUAAAGCUUCAGCUCCUUGGUCAAUAGGAAUAAGGGUGCAGCCAUCCAGGGUCUCCCGGCUCUAGGCAGACUGGAUCCCGCGGUUCAUCCCAUGGUUGUUGAAAUGUACCUCAAUCAGUCAUCUCUGGUAUUCCUCACUCUAGCCAUGAGCCAUUGCCAUCUUAUGGGCCCGAUUUACGUACUCUGAAUUAUGUCAUGGAGCAGACAGUUAUUGCUAAAUCCCAGCAACCAAGUUGCCUAUCCUUCCUUAUAGCUAGUUUCUAUAGAGAAGUGAAAAAGAAAUCUGGCUUCCUUAAUAAGAUAGUUGAGCCUAUGACAUGAAGGAGCAGCCCUGCUGGUGGAAGAUUCUAGAUUCACUGGUGGUUUAAGGCCCAGGGAUUUAGUUCUUAACUGGUGCAUAAAUGUUUUCCCAUCCUAACCGGAAAACCACUCACCCAGGCUUCCCCUACUUCCCCUCAAAUUUUCUCAGCUCUGCCGCUGGUCUCCAUGAACGGCAAGGGGAACCACCACUCACUCACUGUCAGUGUAGGAAAGACAGAGGAUGCCCUUGCAAAAAUUGGGACUGAGGACAGAAGCACACACAAUGGUGGAUCGUACAUUUGCACCCAGAGCUACUAAACGCUCAGUGACCCCAGAGACCAUUAAUUUCCCGGAGUGAAGGGGAUGGGGGUAGAGCUAAUUGGGAUUUUUAUUAUCCUAAGAAGAAUGUUGGCCUCUCUUCAUCCCUGACUUAGCCAUGAGGUAGAACACUUACUCACCUGACACCGACUUCUUAGAGAAGCGAGUCUUUUUUGAAUGGAGGAGCGAUGGUAACCCCACUAGGGGGCACCCAUUAUCGGCUCCCAGUGAGCCCUCUUAAGGGUAAGCAGGCCACGUAUCUAGAGUCUGAUAGUCUGUGUGUACAUAAGGUCUAGAAGUCUGUGGAAACGCCCUGAAACCUGUAGUAUUAUCUUAACUACCCUCUUAUGUUAAGGUUUACAUAAUAGGAUUUUUAAACAAAUGUGUUUAAUUUUUUAAGAUCUCUUGUAUUAAAAUUUUCUUUCGGAAUAAGCUGUGGAAAUUUUGUUACAACCUGGUUGAGAUAAACCUCUUUACAAUGACAAAAAUUGUGACAUUUUAUAAAUUAGAUACUUCAGUG